CUGAAAACUUCUUCCAAAACAACAACAAACAGGACAGUGAUUUUCACGAAAUUUUCAAGUCCUAAACAUAUUUGCGUUUAUUUGCGGUGAAAAGUUUUCGAUUGCUAUUUAAAGUUGCGCGCCCCCGUUCGACCACAAUGGGCAACCAGCUGGUGGGAGUCGCUCCGUCGCAGAUUUUCCCCGUCGAGCACUACCUUACGGGAUCGUUCGAGUCGGACUUGCAGUACGAGUCGAGUAUGGGCAGUACGCGGUUUUUGAAGGUGGCCCGGGCCAAAUCCGACGAGGGACUGGUGGUGGUCAAGGUGUUUGUAAAGCACGAUCCGUCACUUCCGCUGGAGCAGCACCUGGACAAGAUCGAGUAUAUUAAGAAGAAUCUGGCGAAUGCGGUCAACUGUUUGCCGUUUCAGCGAGUGCUGACAACGGAGCGCGCCUGCCUCAUCAUCCGCGAGUACGUCAAGCACAGCCUGUACGACCGCGUCUCGACCCGGCCCUUUCUGACCGUCAUCGAGAAGAAAUGGAUCACGUUCCAGAUUCUGUGCGCGAUGCAUCAGUGCCACAAGCAGAAGAUCUGCCACGGCGACAUCAAGCUGGAGAACAUCAUGAUCACGGCGUGGAACUGGAUUCUCCUGUCGGACUUUGCCUCGUUCAAGCCGACGUACCUGCCGGAGGACAACCCGGCCGAUUACAGCUUCUUCUUCGACACCAGCCGGCGCCGGACGUGCUACAUCGCGCCGGAACGGUUCGUCAAGUCGGCGAGCGGGGAAUCGAAGCCGGACGGUCCGCUGGUCGGGGACGGGCCCUGCUAUACCGGCAAUCUGCAGCCGGAAAUGGACAUCUUCUCCGCGGGUUGCGCCCUGCUCGAGCUUUGGACCGAGGGAACGGCCCCGUUCGAGUUCUCGCAGCUGCUGGCGUACCGGCGCGGUGAAGUCGAGCUCGUGAACAAACACCUCGAGUGCAUCGAGGACGAUCGGUUGCGCAGUCUGCUCGCGUCGAUGCUGAGUCCGAACCCGCGCCAGCGCAAGUCGGCGGAGAUCUAUCUGGACCAGGAGCGGGGCAAGCUGUUUCCGGAGUACUUUUACUCGUUUCUGCAGUCGUACCUGCAGAUGUUUUCCACCAUUCCGAUCGUGUUUGCCGACGAGAAGAUCCAGCGGCUGUACUCGGACAUCGAUCAGAUCGUGAAGAUUGUGACCGGGAAGGACGGUGGUGACGAGGAGCGGCAACAGCAGCGGAAACCGGAGGAGAUGGGACCGAUCAAUUUGGAGAAGGCGAAGCAGUUGUUUGAUAACGAUGGGUUGAUACUGAUUACGGCGGUGGUGACGUCGUGCAUUCGGGGCCUCAAAUUCUGCACCUCCAAGCUGGCCACGCUGGAGAUCCUGCAGGCGCUCGCGGAAAACACCGCCUCCGAAGCCAUCCUGGACCGCAUCCUGCCGUACAUCCUGAGCCUGGCCCAGGACGCCAGCCCGCGGGUUCGCGUGUGCGCCCUGGACACCCUGACGCACUGUUUGGGGCUGGUGCGGAACCUGCCGCGCAGCGACGCCAACAUCUUCCCGGACUACAUCCUGCCGGCGAUCGCACCGCUCGCGACCGAUUCCUCGAUCAUGGUGCGGGUUGCGUACGCGAAGAACAUCGCCACGCUGGCGGAAACGGCGGUCGGGUUUUUGGAGCAGUCGCAGUUCAGCUGCAGCUCGGAGAACCAUCCGCCGCCGCACUACGAGAGUGAGCUUGGGGCGCUGCACGAGACGUUGCACCAGUCGGUGUUGUCGCUGCUUACGGACGGGCAGCCGAUCGUGAAGCAGAUGCUGAUGGAGUCCGGGAUAACGAAGUUGUGCGUGUUCUUUGGGCGGCAGAAGGCGAACGACGUGAUUUUGUCGCACAUGAUCACGUUUCUGAACGACAAGGAGGACAAGAGUCUGCGCGGGUCGUUCUUCGACUGUAUUGUUGGGGUGGCGGCCUUUGUCGGGUGGCACUGCUCGCCCAUGUUGAUCCCGUUGCUCCAGCAGGGCCUAACCGAUCCGGAAGAGUUUGUGAUCGCCAAAGCGAUCCGCGCCACCACGCUGCUCAUCGAACUGGGGCUCAUUCAGAAGCCUGGGAUCAUCGAGUUUAUCGCCGAGUGCGCGUGCUACCUGAACCAUCCGAAUCUCUGGAUUCGGCACGAAAUCUGCGGGUUGAUAUCGACAUCGGCCAGGAUCCUGAGCGCGCUGGACGUUCAGUGUAAGAUCAUGCCGUCGAUCGUGAACCACCUGCGCAGUCCGCUGAUACAGGUCGAGAAGCCGGAGCUGCUGAUGGACAGCUUGUUGGCGCCGAUUCCGAGGAAUAUUUAUGACGCCGUGGUCAAGUGUCACGACAUCAACCAGCUGAUUGAGGUGAUUCGGGAGCGGAAGGUGGCGCGUAGCAAGUGCAGCGAGGGGUUCAUUCCGCAGUACGGUGAGAUGACGACGCAGAUGAAGAAUCUCUUCCGCCGCCUCACCACCGAGGGCCUCACCGACCAGAUUGAGGCCCAGCUGCUCUCGAUGAGCGCCCACCUGAUCAAGCUGCACCGCUACAAACUCGCCGAGACGACCCGCGUCGGGCCGCACAGCAACGGGCGAAUCACGCUGGACGCCCGGGCCGACCCCAUCCGGGAGGUCCUGCUCUGCGACCGGAUCGGCAAGCUGGAGGUCAAGAGUGCCGCCGUCAAGCAGCGCAAGUCCGAGUCGGACGCCGCACAGGCCCAGGAGUGGCAGCACAUGUUUGCGGAUUCGCACUCGCCGUCGCCGACCUCGCCGGUCGUGACGGAUUCGGUGGGGUCGGUGCUGACGGUGACGGCGUUGGCUCCGCCAACGCAACCGACGCCUACUUCGAGCUUGGUUGAGUACAGCAUGCCGGAGCGGACGGCACUGCUGGAGAAGAGGGCGGAUUGUCGGGUUGAGUUUGAGGGUUUGGUGGGGAAGUUGAAGACGCGGUACGCUUCGUACGCGUUGAACCGGGAGUUGCGGGAUCCGACGAUGACCAGUUCGCCGCUGCCGGUGGGGUGGAAGAUGAGCGGGACGCUGGCGGCACAUUUGCAUGAACACAAGGCGGCGGUAAGUAGGAUGACGACGUUGAAGCCAUACGGAUCGUUGUUUGCCAGUGCUUCGAUUGACGGGACGGUGAGGUUGUGGGACUGUAACAAGCUGGACGGGCAGCAGUCGAUCAACCGCUCGAGGCAGUCGUACCACGCGAAUAGUCCGCUGCACGCGAUCGCGGCCUGCGACGCCGGACAGUCGUUGGCGAUCGCGGGGAAAGAUGGCGCCCUGUUGCUGCUCAAGAUCGACACCAACUCGAGCAAGAUGGCGCUGCAGCAGGCUCGUCAUCUGGACUCCAGUACGCGGGUUGAACGCGGCGAACCCCAGGACGAUGGUCCGGUCGUGGAGAUGCAACCGCUGGACCAGGGCGCGCAAAGUGUGAUCGUGUACGCCACGCUGUACGGAGCCCUGGUCGGGUGGGACAUCCGCGCCCCGGGAUACGCCUGGCGCCUCGAAAGUGACCUCCGCAAGGGCGUCAUCACGACAUUCUGCGUGGAUCCAACCAGCUCCUGGCUCACCGUAGGAACCAGCAGCGGACGGCACAUCUGCUGGGAUCUCCGCUUCCGACUCCCAAUCGCAGAAAUCAAACAUCCGUACGACUCGCGAAUCCGUCGCGUCUCGCACCACCCCGUUGAACCGUCCUGGCUGGUGUCCGCCUCCCAAGGCAACAACGAGGUGUACGUGUGGAACAUCGAGACCGGCCACCGCCAGCAAGCUUACUGGGCCAGCUCCAGUCCGCCCCUCUCCAAUGCGAACGUUUCUUCCCACUCGGUUUGCGCCCUCCUUCCCGGAGUCGUCGACGGAAGCGGCUUCCUCCUAACCGGUGGAACCGAUCAACGCAUCCGCUACUGGGAUCCGGUCAACGUGGAAAACUGUUCACUGGUCGUCCCAUCACCCAGAGAUUACCUCGCGACGUCCAACAUCAGCUACGAAUCUCGCCUGAUCGACGGGACGCGGGUCAUUUCGGAAAUAACCGGCUCCUCGGCCACCACCGAGCGGAACGCACGCGCCGGGUCGGAGGAUGUGCCCCGAUCGGGGCCGGAUAUGCCGGCGCCGGGCCACCACGACGUGAUUAGCGACCUGCUGAUGUGUCGAACGUCGAAGCAGACGUUCGUGGUGUCGAGCAGUCGCGACGGGGUGAUUAAGCUGUGGAAGUAGGGAUCCGUCUGCGGAUUAUUUGUAGGCUGUAGAGUGUGUUAUGCGACCGACGUCUGUGACAAUUUAUUCCAUUUAGAUAUUUAUUGGCAAUUAUAUGCUUUUUCGCAUUA
Culex pipiens pallens (northern house mosquito) is the source of this 4312-nucleotide messenger RNA. It is a transcript of the gene Vps15, whose product is annotated as phosphoinositide 3-kinase regulatory subunit 4. The record is from RefSeq and is a predicted model, not a curated record. Lineage: Eukaryota; Metazoa; Arthropoda; Insecta; Diptera; Culicidae. Gene Ontology annotation, biological process: protein phosphorylation; macroautophagy; late endosome to vacuole transport. The transcript has 6 exons. Gene Ontology annotation, cellular component: phosphatidylinositol 3-kinase complex, class III, type II; late endosome; nucleus-vacuole junction. The coding region runs from base 138 to 4202 and encodes 1354 amino acids. Gene Ontology annotation, molecular function: protein serine/threonine kinase activity; protein binding; ATP binding.